This is a messenger RNA of Hibiscus syriacus, 747 nucleotides long. RefSeq names its product chlorophyll a-b binding protein CP24 10A, chloroplastic-like. The record is from RefSeq and is a predicted model, not a curated record. NCBI's taxonomy places the organism in Eukaryota, Viridiplantae, Streptophyta, Magnoliopsida, Malvales, Malvaceae. Gene Ontology annotation, biological process: response to light stimulus; photosynthesis, light harvesting in photosystem I. Gene Ontology annotation, cellular component: membrane. The transcript is spliced from 2 exons. Bases 1 to 747 code for a protein of 248 amino acids.
AUGGCUGCUACAACUGGUGCUGUUCUAAAUGCGUUAUGCUCAUCGUUUCUUUCUGGAGGAAAGAGGAACCAAGCUCUUUUGGGUGCCAAGGUCUCCCCCUCCCCUGCCGGCGGAGCUGGGAAGUUUGCCGUUCUGGCAGUCGCCGCCGCACCUAAAAAGUCUUGGAUCCCCGCCGUCAAAGUUGGUGGCAACUUCAUUGACCCGAAUGGCUCGAUGGAUUGUAUUUUCUCCUUUUUUUUUUUUCAGGCUCCAGAUUACGGAUUCGACCCACUUGGUCUCGGCAAGGACCCAGCAUUCCUCAAAUGGUACCGAGAAGCCGAGCUGAUCCACGGACGUUGGGCCAUGGCCGCCGUCCUCGGAAUCUUCAUCGGCCAAGCCUGGAGUGGCAUUCCAUGGUUCGAAGCCGGAGGUGACCCGGCUGCCAUAGCCCCAUUCUCCUUCGGUUCACUCCUCGGAACCCAACUCAUCCUCAUGGGUUGGGUCGAAAGCAAGCGUUGGGUUGAUUUUUUUAACCCCGAAUCACAAUCCGUGGAAUGGGCGACACCGUGGUCUCAGACCGCCGAGAACUUCGCCAACGCCACCGGCGAGCAAGGCUACCCCGGCGGCAAAUUCUUCGACCCAUUGGGGCUUGCCGGAAGUAUUCAGAACGGGGUUCACGUGCCUGAUUAUGACAAGCUGGAGAGACUCAAGCUUGCUGAGAUUAAGCAUGCGAGAGGAAAGACACCGCUUGGUGCUCUUGGGUUGUAA